Cygnus olor (mute swan) is the source of this 2940-nucleotide messenger RNA. RefSeq names its product transducin-like enhancer protein 1. Gene Ontology annotation, biological process: negative regulation of canonical Wnt signaling pathway; regulation of DNA-templated transcription. Lineage: Eukaryota; Metazoa; Chordata; Aves; Anseriformes; Anatidae. The record is from RefSeq and is a predicted model, not a curated record. The coding region runs from base 162 to 2546 and encodes 794 amino acids. Gene Ontology annotation, molecular function: transcription corepressor activity; protein binding. Gene Ontology annotation, cellular component: transcription regulator complex; nucleus. The transcript is spliced from 20 exons.
GUUCGGCCCGGCCCCGCCCCGCCGCAGGGGCGCGCGGCCGGGGCCGGGGCCAGCAGCGCGGGCCGGAGCCGGAGCUGGAAAACGUCCCCGGGCCCCGGUUCUGAGCCCGCACCUGCGGUGCGGAGCGGCGGAAGGAACCCCGGGCCCAGCCGGUGCCAACGAUGUUCCCUCAAAACCGGCCCCCGGCCCAUCUCCAGGCACCCUCCGCUGCAUCAGGCACCGCUGUCGCCGCCGGCACCAUCCCUGCCACCCCGCAGUCCCUGAAGCUGACGUACCCUGAGACCUUGGACCGCAUCAAGGAGGAAUUCCAGUUCCUGCAGAACCAAUACCACAGCUUGAAGUUAGAGUGUGAAAAGCUGGCAACAGAAAAAACAGAAAUCCAGCGUCAUUAUGUUAUGUACUACGAGAUGUCCUACGGCCUGAACAUCGAGAUGCACAAACAGACGGAGAUAGCGAAGCGGCUAAAUGUGAUCUGCGCCCAGCUCAUCCCGUUCCUGUCUCAGGAGCACCAGCAGCAAGUGGUCCAGGCCGUGGAGCGUGCGAAGCAGGUGACUAUGACCGACCUGAACGCGGCCAUCGGGCACCAGCUCCAGACCCAGCACCUCUCGCACCACGUGCCCCCCAUCCCACUGACCCCCCACCCCUCUGGCAUGCAGCCCGCCGGCCUUGCUGGCCUUGGGAGCGCUUCCGGGCUUCUGGCGCUCUCGGGGGCGCUGGGGGCCCAGGCUCAGCUCCUCGCCAAAGACGACCGUGGAGUCCACGACACUGAGCACCGGGAGCGGGACCCGGGGCCCAGCUCCCUGGCGCUGCCCAACGGGGAGCGGGCGCGAGCCAUCUCCGAGUACCUGAGCAACAGCAAGAAGAGGAAGGUGGAGGAGAAGGACUUUGUGACAGACUACGGCAGUGACGCGGACAAAAGCGAAGACAACCUGGUGGUAGAUGAGGACCCUUCAUCCCCGCACAGCGUCCACUCCUACUCGUCCCGCGAGAACGGGGUGGAAAAGCUGCCACUGGGGAGGAAAGAGGCUGUGCCGCUCAGCCCGACCUCCAUGGCCUCCUCGAGCAGCACGUCCCCGUCCCGCAGCAAGGAUGUGCCCACGGUGGAGAAGGCAGGGACACCCAGCCUCAAGUCCAGCACCCCCACGUCCCAGGGCGAUGCCGUGACCCCAGGCUCCAGCGGUGCCCAGCAGUUCCGCCCUGCUGCCCCCAAGGCCCCUGUGGACCCCCUGGCCCUGGGCCUGAGGACCCCGCUGGGAGUGCAGAGCCCCUACUCUGCCACCUUUGGCAUGGCUCACCCCGCUGUCAACGGGGACAUGGCUGGGGCCGGCGCCUAUGCCAGCCUCCACCUCGUGUCCCCACAGCUCAACGGGACCGCAGCUGCCGUGGGAGCUGGCAGCUACGGGCGGUCCCCCCUGGUGCGUGAGCCCCCUCCCCGUGGGGCGUGGGGCCGUGGGCUGGGAGCUGCUCUCACCCCGUGUCCCCUCCAGGUUGGCUACGACCCGCACCCACACAUGCGCGUCCCGGGGCUGGCAGCCGGCAUGCAAGUGGGGACAUCGGGGAAGCCUGCCUACUCCUUCCAUGUCAGCGCCGACGGGCAGAUGCAGCCAGUGCCGUUCCCCCCUGACGCCCUCCUGGGCUCCGGCAUCCCCCGGCACGCGCGGCAGCUCCACACCCUGGCCCACGGCGAAGUGGUCUGCGCCGUCACCAUCAGCAACUCCACGCGCCACGUCUACACCGGGGGCAAGGGCUGCGUGAAAGUGUGGGACGUGGGGCAGCCGGGCACCAAGACGGCCGUGGCUCAGCUGGACUGCUUGAACCGUGACAACUACAUCCGCUCCUGCAAGCUGCUCCCCGACGGCCGAAGCCUGAUCGUGGGGGGGGAGGCCAGCACCCUGUCCAUCUGGGACCUGGCGGCCCCCACGCCCCGCAUCAAGGCUGAGCUCACCUCCUCCGCCCCCGCCUGCUACGCCCUGGCCAUCAGCCCCGAUGCCAAAGUCUGCUUCUCCUGCUGCAGCGACGGCAACAUCGUGGUGUGGGACCUGCAGAACCAGACCCUGGUCAGGCAGUUCCAGGGCCACACGGAUGGUGCCAGCUGCAUCGACAUCUCCAACGAUGGCACCAAGCUGUGGACGGGGGGGCUGGACAACACGGUACGGUGCUGGGACCUGCGGGAAGGGCGGCAGCUGCAGCAGCACGACUUCAGCUCCCAGAUCUUCUCCUUGGGGCACUGCCCAACGGGCGAGUGGCUGGCUGUGGGCAUGGAGAGCAGCAACGUGGAGAUCCUGCAUGUGAGCAAGCCCGACAAGUACCAGCUGCACCUCCACGAGAGCUGUGUUCUCUCCCUCAAGUUCGCUGCCUGCGGGAAGUGGUUCGUGAGCACGGGGAAGGACAACCUGCUCAACGCCUGGCGCACCCCCUAUGGCGCCAGCAUCUUCCAGUCCAAGGAAACCUCCUCCGUCCUCAGCUGCGAUGUCUCCACCGACGACCAGUUCAUCGUGACUGGCUCAGGGGACAAGAAAGCUACGGUCUACGAGGUCAUUUACUGAGUGCUGGAGAGGGGACAGCCGCUGGGAGGGGGCCACUCCACGGGAGCAGACGGACAGACGGCCGCGGGGGCUGACGGAUGGACGCUGCCCUCCCGGGAGCUGGCAGCCCAGGGCUGGAGCAGGCAGCAAGGGGCGGAGGGGACCCCGCCGCCAGGCAGGGCUGGGAGGCAGCUGCUGCUUGCAGGGACCUUCCUGGGGACUUUCUUCUUGUUUGGGUCUUUAGUUGUUGGGUUGUUUCUAAGUCCGGACUGGGGGUGGGGGCAAGGGGUCUUUUUUUUAAUGUAACUUUUUUGUUGUUGUUAAGGCUCUGGGCCAUGCAGCGGAGGAUGUGCUCCAUCCUUAUCUCCAUGAGCCUCCUCAAGUGUAUUUAAUAAUAAAAACAGACAAAACAGCA